Chinchilla lanigera (long-tailed chinchilla) is the source of this 1967-nucleotide messenger RNA. It is a transcript of the gene Knop1, whose product is annotated as lysine-rich nucleolar protein 1. The record is from RefSeq and is a predicted model, not a curated record. The coding region runs from base 261 to 1622 and encodes 453 amino acids. The transcript is spliced from 5 exons. Lineage: Eukaryota; Metazoa; Chordata; Mammalia; Rodentia; Chinchillidae.
GCGAAAAGAUCUGUUCCCUCGGGCUCGCGGGGUUCGGGGGUUGGGCCUGGGGUUUGCACAGCGGCGAAGUGGAGAAAAGCGACGUCCUGUACCCCACAACCCGUCCCGGCCCCAGGCUGCCCUCUCCACGAAGUCCUCCCGCGUGGAAGGCGGUCGGGGACCCUCCGUAACCCCUCGCUGUAUGCUAAGACGGGAACUUGGGCGCGGCGAAGCCUUUGAGCGGCCGCUCGCACCACCUGACCCCCUUAAGUCCUACCGAAAUGAUCACCAAGACCCAGAAAGUAGAUGUGGGCCUUGGGCUCCCAGAGAAAAAGAAGAAGAGAAAGGUAGUCAAAGAACCAGAAACUCAAUACUCAAUUAUAAAUGAUGGGAGUUACUUUGCUGGUACUUCUCCAGUGAGGGCCAAAUCCCUCUCUAGGACUGUGAGCCAAGAGCAGGCACCCCAUAUACCCUUGGUAAAGAAAAAAAAGAAGACGACAGGCCACCGCACCUUUUGCAGUGAGCUCCCAGAAUCUGAGCCCACAUCACGAGCCGGAAAGACAGAGAAGUCACCCAGCCCCAGGAAACAGGCCCUUGACCACUCAGAGUCCUUCAGUGGGGAGAAAAAAAAGAAGAAGAAGUCCUUGCCUUUGGUCACAUCACAGGGCUCAGAGCUAACAACCUCCCUCAACCCCAGACAAGGUGAGGAGGCAACCAGAGUUGGCAAGAAGCUCAAAAAACACAAGAAGAAAAAAAAGGCUCAAGAUACCACAGCCUGCUCCAUCCAGAACCCUUGGCUCAGUGAGGCGGGAGAUGGUAUGUACGGAUGCAUGGUGGGGAAUGGCGAGGAGCAGGCAGCCUUGGGGCAGAAAAGGAAGCAGGGCAAGUCCAGAGAACACAGCAGGAAAGUGAAGAAGAAGAAAGUCCACCGGGAGGAAGACACCCUCCUAGGCUGCUCUGAGCUCUCCAGGUCCAUGGAAACCAGCCCUAGGAAAGGAAAGAAGAAGAAGCCAGUCAGGAUUGAGGUUCUAGAGUACAUCCCAAUAGGAGAGCACCGUAAGGCCCCAGUGAAGAAGAAAACAAAGGCUAAGAAAAAGGAAGAAAAGCCAGUUGUUGAGCCAGCUCAGAAAAGGAAGAAAAAGAAGAAGAAAGAGAGCACGGUAGCAGUAGAUCCUUGUAAGGAGGAGCCAGACACAGACCUGGAGGUGGUGAUGGAGAAGAAAGGCAACAUGGACGAGGCGCACAUAGACCAGGUGAGGCGAAAGGCCUUGCAGGAAGAGAUUGAUCGGGAGUCCGGCAAGAUAGAAGCACCUGAACCCGGGAAGUGGACGGGAACCCAGUUUGGCCAGUGGGAUACUGCAGGUUUUGAAAACAAGGAACAGAAACUGAAAUUUCUCAAACUAAUGGGUGGCUUUAAGAAUCUAUCCCCUUCGGUCAGCCGCUCCCCUGGCACGACUGCAAGGCCUAACAUGGCCCUCAGCAAGGCGGCAGCCGACACCCUGCAGCAGAAGUUGCAGCAAGACUAUGAGCGGGCCAUGAGCUGGAAGUACAGCCGUGGCGCCGGACUUGGCUUCUCUGCCGCCCCCAACAAAGUCUUCUACAUUGACAAGAAUGCGUCCAGGUCUGUCAAGUUGGAAGAUUAAACGCUAAUGUCUCCUAUCCAAACAGCUCAGAUGGCUUUUCUCACAGCUUUGCAGAUGAAAGCCACCUAGCAGCUCUCCAGGAUGCAACCCUAUGGAGACUAACGACAAACUGGGUAGCUCAUGUGUCCUGGGGGCUAAAACGUAUUUUCUAUGUUAAACCUUCCAUCCCUGUGGUGACAGGGGCAUGUAAAUAAUGGCAGCUGACAGCUGACAUUGUUGAGAGUAUAGCAUGGCCCAGGCACAUGCUGUUGUUGCAUUAAUGUGUUUAAUCAUUAUGAAAUGGGUGCUACUCAUGAGGCAGCUGAGGUUCAGGGAAUGAGUAAUAAAAUUGCCCAGGGCCACCCA